Messenger RNA from Paramuricea clavata, 852 nucleotides. NCBI's taxonomy places the organism in Eukaryota, Metazoa, Cnidaria, Anthozoa, Malacalcyonacea, Plexauridae. The record is from the annotation of a GenBank genome assembly.
AUGUCUACCAAACGUAUAGCAGUUGUGACCGGUGGGAACAAGGGCAUUGGCUACGAAAUUGUCAAAUAUUUAUGCAAAAAAUAUGCUGGAAUUGUGUACUUGACUGCUCGCAACGAAGGCCGUGGUCUAAAUGCCUGUGAAAAAUUGAUCCUGGAAGGGGUGAAAAAUCCACCUAAAUUCCACCAACUAGAUAUAGCUGAUGACGAAAGCAUUGAAAAAUUUCGAGAUUAUUUAAAAGAGACUCAUAAUGGACUUGAUGUACUUGUAAAUAAUGCAGCAAUUGCAUAUCACCCAAAUUCACAUGUAUCUUUUGCUGAACAAGCAGAAAAGACCAUGAGAAUAAAUUUUACUGGUACGCUGAAUGUGUGCAAGGCCUUAUUUCCUCUGCUACGGCCACAUGCUAGGGUUGUACAUGUGUCCUCCGGGUCAGGAAGGCUUGGGAAAAUAACAAACGAAUCAUUAAAAAUGGAGUUAACGAUGCCAGACCUUACCGAGUCAGAACUGGUUGAUUUGAUGCAACAGUUUCUAGAUGCAACUAAAGUGGGAGACCACGAGAGCAAGGGUUGGCCAAAUUCAACCCAACCCUAUGCCGACUAUGCUGUCUCAAAGAUUGGCCUAAACAUCCUUACUGAGAUUCAAGCAAGGGAUAAUCCAUAUGAUGAAGACAAAGAUACACUUAUCAACUGUUGUUGCCCAGGACCAUGUCUAACCGAUAUGGCUGGGCCACAUGCCACCAAGACGGCAACAGAGGGUGCAGAGACCCCUGUCUACCUUGUCUUGAUUCCGUCAGGAUCAGAACAGCCACAUGGGAAGUAUUAUACUGAACUUAAGGAAGCAUCAUGGAAAUAUUGA